AUGGCCUUGCGACUGCGGGGAAAAAAAGGCCUGGUGGGAGAGAAUUUGGAGCAAAAAAAUGAUGAGUUCACUAUGGCUCAGGUGAAAGGAAAAGAAUCUCCCAAGGCCAAAAGGACAGAGGGGGAUGAGAUCCAAGACGGCGAGAUGCAUCGCAGGGCCUCCAUCCAGCCCUGGACCGAUUGCCCGAUCAAGGACAUGGGAUGGGGACCGCCAAGCCAGGGUUUUCUUUCCCCGGCAACGAUCUGGCCAUUGAGCUUGCCUGACUGCAAGCCACGGUAG
Messenger RNA from Aspergillus niger, 279 nucleotides. RefSeq lists its product as hypothetical. The record is from RefSeq and is a predicted model, not a curated record. NCBI's taxonomy places the organism in Eukaryota, Fungi, Ascomycota, Eurotiomycetes, Eurotiales, Aspergillaceae. The transcript is spliced from 3 exons. The coding region runs from base 1 to 279 and encodes 92 amino acids.